Molecule: messenger RNA, 1097 nt
Organism: Manihot esculenta (cassava)
Lineage: Eukaryota; Viridiplantae; Streptophyta; Magnoliopsida; Malpighiales; Euphorbiaceae
Product: cytochrome c oxidase subunit 6b-1
Exons: 5
Coding region: 214-777 (187 amino acids)
Cellular component (GO): mitochondrion; respiratory chain complex IV
Source: RefSeq, a predicted model, not a curated record
CAUGUAGCUCUCAUCAGAAACGUGGCUUCAGUGCGUGAACUCUUCGUGUUUCCGCUUUCUAGCAGUUUACUUACACAGUAACACAGUAAAUAUUCUUUGUCUUAACCUAGACUCGAACGCUGCCCUUUUCCUCUCCUCUCUUUCUUUCCGUUGGAUUGGAGGCCGCGCUUCUGGAACCAGUUCGUCAGCUACCACAUCAUUCCCUUUCCUGCAAUGGCGGAAGCUGCAUCAACCGAAACUCCAUCACUAUCUGAGCAAUAUUUACUGAAGAAGAAAGACGAGAAUUCUGAUGUAGGUUCAAAACCCCUGGAAGCAAAAGAAGAGGUGAAACCUGAAACUGCCAUUUCUGAAGAGAAAGCGGAGGAAGCACCAAUAGCUGCUUCUGAAGAAAAAGUGGAAGAUACUACUGCUGCUGUUGCUGAAGAGAGCACUGAAAUUAAUCCAGCUGCCGAAAACAAUAGUGACGAUGCUUCUGCUGUGGAGACAGAAAGCAGUGAGACCGUUGAACAGCAAAACUCAGAUGAACAAGAAGCUGCUGAUGAGGCACCACAGAUAAAGCUGGAGACAGCCCCAGCUGAUUUCCGUUUCCCAACUACAAAUCAGACAAGGCACUGUUUUACCAGAUACAUUGAAUAUCAUCGGUGCAUAGCUGCCAAGGGGGAAGGUGCUCCAGAAUGUGAUAAAUUUGCUAAAUAUUAUCGUUCUCUUUGCCCCAGUGAGUGGAUAGAGAGAUGGAACGAGCAAAGGGAGAAUGGAACCUUUCCAGGCCCCCUGUAGAUGGUUCUUGUUUGAAGAAUCUUGUACUUUUUGUUUUCUCCUAUAUCCAUGUUUCUACUACCGGAUGAAUUUCUUCUAUGAGAAGUAUAUUCUUAGGGAAUGCCCUAUUUGAUCAGGGAGUUAAUAAGAAAUUUUGGCUUGUCCAUUAGAACUGCAGCUGGAGUCUGACUACAGAAAAUGUUGCUGCAACGUGAUCUUUUGGAUGAAGCUUCAUUCUCCCCUUAACUGUCAUGUAGUGAUUGUAGUUCAUGGUUUGAACCAAACCAAACUGUUAAAAGAGUUACUUUCUACAUAAUAAAAGAUAUAUUGCAUCUUGAUUA